Messenger RNA from Cylas formicarius (sweet potato weevil), 754 nucleotides. RefSeq names its product lipopolysaccharide-induced tumor necrosis factor-alpha factor homolog. The record is from RefSeq and is a predicted model, not a curated record. Gene Ontology annotation, molecular function: zinc ion binding. The transcript is spliced from 4 exons. Lineage: Eukaryota; Metazoa; Arthropoda; Insecta; Coleoptera; Brentidae. The coding region runs from base 1 to 735 and encodes 244 amino acids.
AUGGACUCGGAUGAAAAGAUAACCAACACGAUCAGUUCGGAGGACAAUGAGAAUGGCGAAAUAAGGCACAUUUUGAGUUCACUACUGGAAGACAUUUGCCGAUGCGAAGAGGAUCCGUCAGGCCAGCACCACGGGCAACGUCGGUUUGUUUCCGCACCCGACGUCAGAUGGCAACGCAAUCGGGGGUCAAAAAUUACAGGAGGAGAAUUGAUCAAUUCUUCGACCGCGAUGCACAACGAAAUGCAUAUGAGGACGCCGUCAUCGAAAAUUUCCGUACCGAGGGUGCCGCCCUCCUACUCAACCGUCAUAGCGUUUGGUCCACCAAUCGCCAUCUUUCCCGCCAAUUAUUCCUCGCUUUCGUUCAUAACUCCUCGACCACCGCCAUCUUAUGCUGAAGUGCACGGAAUUUGGGAUGAUCCUCCGAGCGAUGUGUCUUGCAAAGAUGAGUUAAAUGUGUGGAUAUCGCUGGUCGGAAAGAAAAUGGGACAGAGUGGAGCUGACUCGUAUUCGCUGGGUCCGGAUCCGAUUUACGCCUCGUGUCCAAGAUGUCGGACCAUGGUGCGGACCGAUGUUCACACAUCGAGGUCCCAGUUGGCUUACGUCGCUUCGGCGUUCUUGUGUUUGUGUUUGUGCUGGCCGUGUUGCCUUUUGCCCGUCUGGCUGAAACCCUGUCAAAAUUUUUACCAUUUCUGCCCUGUCUGUCACUACUAUAUGGGCGCCUAUAGGCCUUGCUGAUUUUUUCGUACUUUAUCAU